AUGCGACUUUCUCCGGCAUGGUACCAGUUUCUGGUCGGCGUCUUCGCCUCACUCGGAUCAUUUCUCUAUGGAUAUGACUUGGGUGUGAUCGCAGAGGUUAUCGCGAGUCCAUCAUUUAUGUCCAGGUUUGGAGAUGAUUCGACUGAGACUGGAUUGGUCGUGUCAAUGUUCACGGCGGGUGCUUUCUUUGGCUCAGGGUUCGCAGGCCCCACAGGUGAUUACCUAGGGAGACGAUGGACUAUUGCCAUCGGUUGUGUGAUAUUUUGCCUUGGAGGAGGUCUUCAGACUGGCGCGCAAACGAUUGACUAUCUGUACAGUGGAAGGUUCCUGGCUGGUCUAGGAGUUGGUUUUCUUACCAUGAUCAUCCCUCUGUACCAAGCCGAGAUCUGCCAUCCAGACAUUCGAGGCCGUGUGACUGGUUUGCAGCAAUUCAUGCUCGGGGUUGGAUCCCUCUGUGCUGCAUGGAUUUCAUAUGGCACGUAUAUAGGGUUUCCUGACACCAACAAUGCGCAGUGGCAGCUAUCCCUAGGAUUGCAAAUAGUUCCUGCUGUCUUCCUUGGUCUCUUGAUUAUGUUUUUUCCAGAGUCGCCCCGUUGGCUCAUCGGCCAUGGCCACCACGAGAAGGGCCUACAAACCCUCGCGAAACUCCAUGCCCAUGGGGAUGAAAACGACACCUGGGUUCGCGCUGAGUACAAUCAGAUCCAGGAAAGCGUCACGUUUGAGCAAGAGAAUGAAGCUAAGUCCUAUAUUGAGCUCUUCACUUCUCGAUCAUCUUUCCGUCGUCUUUUCCUUUGUUGUGCGUUGCAAGCAUCUGUCCAGAUGACGGGUGUGUCAGCGAUCCAAUAUUACUCCGUGACGAUUUAUAAACAAAUCGGAAUCCAAGGCGACGCCACAUUACGGUAUCAGGCAAUUAACUCCAUCAUCGCCUUGGUAGCUCAAUUUCUCUGCAUGAUGUUUAUCGACCGGACCGGGCGUCGUCCGGCUUUAAUCUUUGGAAACUUGGGCAACAUGGUUACAUUCAUCAUCGCGUGCAUCUUGCUAGCGCGGUUUCCGCCCGAAGUCAACAGCACAGGAGCUCAUUGGGGCUUUAUUAUCAUGACUUGGAUGUACAACUUUUCGUUCUCGGCUACCUGCGGACCCUUAUCAUGGAUUAUCCCGGCUGAAGUGUUUGAUACACGGACACGUUCGAAAGGCGUCUCAAUCGCCACCAUGGUCUCGUAUGCAUUUAACACGAUGAUUGGCCAAGUCACGCCGAUUGCGAUGGAGAGUGUGCGUUAUAAAUAUUACUUCCUAUUUGUUAUCUGCAACUUCACCAAUGCGGUUUUCUUUUGGCUGCUACUGCCCGAGACCAAGAAAUUGCCUCUGGAGGAAAUGAAUUAUUUGUUCAGCAAUGCGCCUUGGAUCAUCGUUGGUUCUCGCAAGGAGGAUUAUCUGCCGCACGACUUGGAGCGCAAGGUUGAGGAGCAGGAAGUGAAACGCGAAGCUGUUGCAUAUCACCAGGAGUGA
This is a messenger RNA of Aspergillus wentii DTO 134E9, 1506 nucleotides long. Its product is annotated as sugar porter family MFS transporter. The coding region runs from base 1 to 1506 and encodes 501 amino acids. Lineage: Eukaryota; Fungi; Ascomycota; Eurotiomycetes; Eurotiales; Aspergillaceae. Gene Ontology annotation, molecular function: carbohydrate:proton symporter activity. Gene Ontology annotation, cellular component: membrane. Gene Ontology annotation, biological process: carbohydrate transport; transmembrane transport. The record is from RefSeq and is a predicted model, not a curated record. The transcript has 7 exons.